AUGGAAAAUCGCCAGAAUCUGGCCAGAAUGGGUAUCUUCUUCGGCAACAAGAGCACCUCUCCGCUACUCAGUUUUACGCCGCAAGUGUCGUGUCCCGGGGUACUCAGUACGCAGAUCGUGCUGCAAGCGAAGCAGGUCGAUCCUUUCGUCGACGCUGGUGCCCAAGUGCAGCAGCUUAUCAACGUCGAAUGCGUGGCUGAGUUCUACGCGUGCCCGGUGCUCAACGUGCGCUUCGUGCACAACGCCGAAGCGGUGAACAUUUGCCUCCAACUGCCGUUGUUUCUGUUCAAGUUUUUUGAAGCAGUCGAUAUGCCAGCUCAGCUGUUUUUCGAACGGUGGAAGCAGCUUAAUCAUUGUUUUUUUUUGUUUCAGCUGACCGGUUUUGGCAUGCAAGUGCUGGAAGGUGUAGACCCAAACGCGGAUAACUUUGUUGCCGCCGGCAUAAUACAUACGAAAACUGUCCAGAUCGGUUGUCUGCUGCGACUUGAACCGAAAUUGAACGCAUUUCGACUGACAGUUCGUAGUAGCAGAAGUACGGUGGCUUCGUACGUUUGUUUGAUCGCGUCUGAAUUGUUCUGA
Messenger RNA from Soboliphyme baturini, 579 nucleotides. The record is from the annotation of a GenBank genome assembly. NCBI's taxonomy places the organism in Eukaryota, Metazoa, Nematoda, Enoplea, Dioctophymatida, Soboliphymatidae.